GUCAAAUUAAACAAGCCUGAGUUUGUGCAACCAAUUGUUUCAAAACAUAUUCAGCAACUAGCCGCUAAUGUUAAAACGCUCAAAGAGAAGCUUGAAUUUAACGACUUGGCUUCAAUCAGCAUGAUCAUCCAAGAGUUAAUUCAGAUUCUACAAGUUCUGGUAAUCACAAUAUCGAAAAAUGAUCUUCCGACAGAUGAUCCUCUUACUCAAGUUUAUUUAGACAGCUUGAAGGAUAUAUCUACAGACAAAUUAAAAAAUUUUCUUGGGCAGUUUGAAGGAUUAGAAAAUGAUGUAAUUAAGAUGGAUUCGCUUCUUAAUGAAUUGACAACUCAACAAGAUGCUAUGAUGGGAAAUGGUGGUGAAAUGACACUUCAUGAACCUAAUAAGGAUGAUAGUAAUGUUAUUGGGAGUACGGGAAUAAUGAGUGAAUGA
Messenger RNA from Racocetra fulgida, 432 nucleotides. The record is from the annotation of a GenBank genome assembly. Lineage: Eukaryota; Fungi; Glomeromycota; Glomeromycetes; Diversisporales; Gigasporaceae.